Molecule: messenger RNA, 1140 nt
Organism: Aspergillus mulundensis
Lineage: Eukaryota; Fungi; Ascomycota; Eurotiomycetes; Eurotiales; Aspergillaceae
Product: MFS transporter
Exons: 3
Coding region: 1-1140 (379 amino acids)
Biological process (GO): transmembrane transport
Molecular function (GO): transmembrane transporter activity
Source: RefSeq, a predicted model, not a curated record
AUGUCGGAACUCUGGGGUCGAAGGAUACCUCUGGUGAUUGCAAUUGUUGGCCAAGGGAUACUUACAAUCGCAUGUGCAGUCGCAACAGAUGUCCAGACCUUGAUCAUCUGUCGAUUCUUCGCAGGAGUUUGCGGCGCCAGUCAACUAAAUGUGGUGCCUGGGGUGCUCGCCGAUUUAUACAACAACACCUACCGAGGUGUCGCUAUUUCUCUGUACGCACUGACAGUAUUUGGGGGGCCGUUCAUAGCUCCCAUUGCUGGUAGGUUUACCGUGUCCAGCUCCCUUGGUUGGAGAUGGACGCUCUAUAUACCUGCUAUCCUCGCCUUAGCCAUCGGCGCACUAUCACUGUUCUACUUGAAAGAGACCUACCCUCCCUGUCUCCUUAUCGACAAAGCUUCGUCUAUUCGAAAAAGAUCAGGAAACUGGGCCAUCCACGCGAAACAAGAAGAGCUUGAGCUCGAGGUCCGCACCUUGGUCGAAAAGUACUUGACGCGGCCGCUGAGACUCCUCAUCACCGAGCCCGUACUUCUCCUCCUCUCGCUUUACAUGUCCUUCAUCUAUGGCCUGGUCUAUGCGUUACUUCAGGCAUAUCCAUAUGUUUUUGAGCAUAUUCAUGGCCUGGGCCCGGGACCCGCUGGGUUGAUGUUCGUCGGGCUCAUUGUCGGCAUCGUCCUGGCCCUUGGCUUUAUCCUCUCGCAACAGAGGCAGUAUACCAAGGAUUUGCAAGAGAACGGAAACGUCCCUGUCCCAGAGUGGCGGCUGCGUCCAACCAUGAUAGGUGCCCCAGUAUUUACUGUCGGUCUCUUCUGGUUUGGCUGGACCGGAUUCACGCCUGAUAUCCACUGGGCCGCCCCAGCAACCGCCGGGAUUCCUAUCGGAUUCGGUGUCCUUUGCAUCUUCCUGCCGUGUUUCAAUUAUCUUGUGGACGCCUACCUGCCGGUUGCCGCGUCCGCCGUCGCAGCCAACAUCAUGCUCCGCUCGGCCUUCGCAUCAGGAUUUCCCCUGUUCACGCGUCAGAUGUUCGAAAACAUGCAAGUACAAUGGGCUGGGACCCUUCUCGGCUGUCUAGCCGCGGCACUGGUCCCGAUCCCCUUCGUCUUCGAUAGACUUGGGCCGCGGCUACGGCGCCGCGCUGGAUAG